AUGUCGCGACCAAAGGGCCAGCUGGCCAAGCCGAUCUUUGCCAAGAUUGCGCCGCACGAAUACCUGGUGGCCAACCUCGCGCGGGAGACGACGGCAGACUCGUCUCCUUUUGGGUCGGGGACGCGGCCCAACGGCCGGUCACCCGAAGAGGCCCGCGCCUUUGACGUGCACACGGGGUCGCUGUCGCAGGCUCACGGCAGCGCUGCCGUCCGUCUCGACCGGACGCGCGUGAUCUGCGGUGUGCGCGCCGAGAUCCUGCCGGUCGACAACAUCCCGCACUACCGGCCGUCGGCCGUGACGACAGCACCGACAGAAGCCGGAUCCGUCUUCAGCCAGGCCGAGAUCGACACGGACAACCGCCGUCAGCUGCGCGACUACGACCUGCUCGUGCCGAACCUCGAACUGGCCACCGGCAGCGCCCCCGAGUUUCUGCCGGGCGGCCCGCCCUCGGUGCUGGCGCAGCCCCUGAGCACCCGCCUGUACUCGCUGCUGCACGCCAGCGGCCUCGUGGACGCCGAGCGGCUCAAGAUCUGGCACCAGCCGCCGUCGUCGCGAUCGACCGACAGCAAAAGCGGCGACGACGAGAUGGACGUGGACGAGAGCGAUGCGGACGAGGCACUCGAUGCGUUUGACCCCGGCCAGGCUACCCAGGGACCCGAGCUCAAGGCGUACUGGACCCUCUACAUCGAUCUGCUCUUCCUCUCGUUCGACGGCAACCCGUUCGAUGCUGCCUGGGCCGCCGUCGUGGCCGCCCUGCGCGACACCCAGCUGCCGCUGGCCCGAUGGGACGCCGAUCGCGGUGAGGUUGUCUGCAGCCCGCAGACCGAGACCGAGUCCGAGCCCGAGACCAACGUCGCCUCCUCUGCGCCCCUGACCCUGCGCGGCCUGCCGGUGGCCACGACCGCCGUGGUCUGCGUCGAGAACAAGAAGAAGCGGCAGCAGGGCGGAGCCCGCUGGAUCUUGCUGGACCCGGACCGCCUCGAGGAGAACCAGUGCCGCGAGACGGUGACGGUGGUAGUCGACCGCAGCGACGGCAGCCAGACGAUGGUGCGGGCUCUGUCCAAGACGGGCGGCGUCUUGGUUGGGCCCCGGGAGCUGCACGCGCUCGUCGCCGCCGCAGAGAAGCGCUGGACCGCCCUCGCAGAGGCGCUGGACAGCGCAAAACCAUGA
This is a messenger RNA of Grosmannia clavigera kw1407, 1170 nucleotides long. RefSeq names its product 3 exoribonuclease family protein. The record is from RefSeq and is a predicted model, not a curated record. The coding region runs from base 1 to 1170 and encodes 389 amino acids. Gene Ontology annotation, biological process: exonucleolytic trimming to generate mature 3'-end of 5.8S rRNA from tricistronic rRNA transcript (SSU-rRNA, 5.8S rRNA, LSU-rRNA); nuclear polyadenylation-dependent rRNA catabolic process; nuclear polyadenylation-dependent mRNA catabolic process. Gene Ontology annotation, cellular component: nuclear exosome (RNase complex); cytoplasmic exosome (RNase complex). Lineage: Eukaryota; Fungi; Ascomycota; Sordariomycetes; Ophiostomatales; Ophiostomataceae. The transcript has a single exon.